AUGCGCCUAGACAUUUCUCCUCUCGAGCAAGUUGACUUCAGCCCUCGGGAUGCCUCCGCCAGCUCUAAUAAGCUCGCCUCAGAGUGUACCCAGAGCAUCCAAUUUUUACUUGAUCGCAGCGGCCCUCCACAGGUGGGACCUCCAGUAAGAGCGACCAAGAUGGCUAUCCGGCUAGCUGAGGCAGACUUGAGCAGUGGUAUAGUGAAGCUCGAUGUAGGAGCAUCCAACACUCCAUUUGAUGUUCAUUUGGAACUGUUAUGUGCCUGUUCACCCUACUUUGAUACGCUAUUCCAGUGCCGUUUUGACCAGCCUCUGGCCGAUCCGAUCAUUCGCUUCCCCGAAGAUGAUGCACAGGCCUUUGCCCAGGUUAUUCUUUGGAUGUACCGUGGCAAUGAUUCUCUCAAGCCGCUUGGUGAAAAGAAACUAGCUGUAUUGGUUCGACUGUGGAUUCUCGCGAGCAAGCUUGAAAUGGUCGACCUUCAGAAUGAGGUGAUGCGGAUCUGCACAGAAAAGACCAACGCAUCGACAAACAAGAUUGUGGGCAUGGACGUGAUUGAGGACAUCUAUACCCACACUCUGCCCGAAUCCCCAAUGCGUUCCUUAGCAGUGGAUGUAUGGGUGCGAAAUGCAAGCUCUCUUGAGUUUGAUAGAAGACGAGAGGGACUCCCACGGUCGUUUCUGGAAGACCUCUGUCGUGGAUUCAUUAGAAAAAGAGAUAAUUGGGGUGCACCAGAUACGGUCUGCACAUUCGCUGAGGAUGAUUAUAAAGUUUUUCCUCCAUUGGGCGACAGGUUAGGAACGCUGUUACCACGAAGAACAGAGGAGGCCGAAAUAUGGCGUCCUGCUUCUGAGGCUCAGAUGGAAUCACGAAAAAUCAAAAUUCCCCGCUCUCGCAUCAGAGAUACGCCAGAGACAUCGGCUUCCACGCCCCGUGAUAACGAUGGAAAUAUUAAUAAGCAACCGCAUAUAACCGAACAAAUGAUGGAAUUGAGCAUCUUGCCAGCAUCAGAUGAAAAGCAGGGAAUCACCGAAUGCAUCUCAGGUCAAUAG
Penicillium macrosclerotiorum is the source of this 1050-nucleotide messenger RNA. RefSeq lists its product as uncharacterized. The record is from RefSeq and is a predicted model, not a curated record. The transcript is spliced from 2 exons. Gene Ontology annotation, molecular function: protein binding. The coding region runs from base 1 to 1050 and encodes 349 amino acids. Lineage: Eukaryota; Fungi; Ascomycota; Eurotiomycetes; Eurotiales; Aspergillaceae.